AUGAACUUUCGACCAUAUAUGGCAUAUAAUCGAACAUGGUUAGCGGCAGAUAACAAAGGUUUCUGGAAUCGUAGCUCUAGCGGCAAAAUGUCGUCGCAAGAACCUGCCGACUACGUACAUUUCCACUUUCGCGACAGGUCAGGAGAGAUAUUUUACCAUCACAGAUCUCAAGCCAUCUCCAGCCCAGCUGCUGGUAGUGAAGCUAGUCGAGACGAUAGUACUGUUCAUGCCAAAGUAAGCCACCCAAUU
Molecule: messenger RNA, 249 nt
Organism: Opisthorchis viverrini
Lineage: Eukaryota; Metazoa; Platyhelminthes; Trematoda; Opisthorchiida; Opisthorchiidae
Exons: 2
Source: RefSeq, a predicted model, not a curated record